Molecule: messenger RNA, 252 nt
Organism: Zychaea mexicana
Lineage: Eukaryota; Fungi; Mucoromycota; Mucoromycetes; Mucorales; Lichtheimiaceae
Exons: 2
Coding region: 1-252 (83 amino acids)
Source: RefSeq, a predicted model, not a curated record
AUGUCCACUUCUACUUUCCGUCUUAACGAACCUGAAAAUAACAUCCAUAGCUGUCAAUACCGCGACAAGGUUUAUGCAACUAACUCAAACCUUCACCGACAUAUUCGUGAAAAGCAUACACAGCAAGUACCUCAAAACUUCCCUGCUGAGUCGAUGUACGAAUCGCGUGAAACCGAGGAUAGCGAUCUUGGAGACGAAGGAGAUGACUUUGAUGAUACUUCGGUUAUCGAUCAAGGACUUCUUCUACCUUGA